AUGGAUAAGAUAGAUAAAAACAGUGUCACUGAAAGCCUCAGCAUGAAGCAAAUCGUUGCUAAUCAAAAAGUGAAAAUCCCUGAUGGGUUAACUGUUCAUGUGAAAUCUCGACUAGUGACAGUGAAAGGACCUCGAGGAGUGUUGAAAAGGAACUUCAAACACUUGGCUGUCGACAUUCGCAUGGUAACCCCUCGAUUACUGAAAGUAGAAAAAUGGUUUGGAUCCAAGAAAGAGCUUGCAGCAGUAAGAACUGUAUGUUCACAUGUUGAAAACAUGAUCAAAGGUGUGACAAAGGGAUUCCAAUACAAAAUGCGUGCUGUAUAUGCCCAUUUCCCUAUCAAUUGUGUCACCACUGAAGGAAACACACUUAUUGAAAUCCGUAACUUUCUUGGAGAAAAGUACAUCCGAAGGGUAAAGAUGGCUCCUGGUGUUACUGUUAUCAAUUCCCCAAAACAGAAGGAUGAGCUUAUUAUCGAAGGUAACUCUCUUGAAGAUGUUUCCAGCUCUGCAGCUCUAAUCCAACAGUCUACGACUGUCAAAAAUAAGGAUAUCAGAAAAUUCUUGGAUGGUCUUUAUGUAUCUGAGAAAACCACUGUUAUACAGGAUGAGAUA
Brenthis ino (lesser marbled fritillary) is the source of this 612-nucleotide messenger RNA. Lineage: Eukaryota; Metazoa; Arthropoda; Insecta; Lepidoptera; Nymphalidae. The record is from the annotation of a GenBank genome assembly.